Habropoda laboriosa is the source of this 2763-nucleotide messenger RNA. RefSeq names its product slit homolog 2 protein-like. Bases 1 to 2763 code for a protein of 920 amino acids. Gene Ontology annotation, cellular component: plasma membrane. Gene Ontology annotation, molecular function: protein binding. The record is from RefSeq and is a predicted model, not a curated record. The transcript has a single exon. NCBI's taxonomy places the organism in Eukaryota, Metazoa, Arthropoda, Insecta, Hymenoptera, Apidae.
AUGUGGCUUCCGUUGUUACUGCUCGCCUUGAUGGCGAGCGGUUCCGCGUGUCCAGAUUUAUGCGAGUGUCAUCAGAGUGCCGUCGAAGGUGACUUGCCGGCUCUUCUCUAUGUGAAGUGUCGUGGUCGUGCGCCAGGAUUAUCGGAAUUACCAGUAAAGACUAGAGGUCUUGAGGUGGACGGAGCCGACGAGUACGAAGUGAUCGGUUUCUUCGACGAACUGGAAGUGAGCGAUUCGGUGAACGAUUUCGAGGUGAUCGGUACGUUGAACGAGUUCGACGCGAACGAUACGUUCGACUGGAGAGAGGACAAUACGACGAUACUUCCUUACCUCGACGAAUUAUCGGUGACGAACUGUUCGUUGGUGUUCUUGAACGUGUCGUGGCAUGGUUUUAAGCGUGUGAGAGCAUUGAACCUGUCAUGCAACAAUCUGGCGCGGUUGAACGACGUGCUGGUAGGCGGUAUGACGAAUAUGAGCGAGCUGACGCGUUUCGACUUGUCUGACAACUCGCUGACAGACGUGAGUGCCGGGGCUUUUAGGACGCUUGCGGGAUUGGUGAGGUUAAGUUUGUGUAGAAACGCGAUAACCACGGUGCACGAGGACGCGUUUCAGGGAUUGGACCGGUUGGAAUUUCUCGAUUUGUCUGAUAACAGGCUGGCAGAUUUGCCAGACAGUGCGUUAACACCGCUCUAUUCGUUGCAAAAGUUGGAUCUCAGUGGAAAUCAGCUGCAAGUUUUAGGUGCCAGGUGGUUUCAGAGUCUCGACAGAUUGAGGGAACUCGACGUUUCGAGGAACGGUUUAGCACGGGCAGCUUCGGGAACUUUGCAACCGCUUCCGGGAUUAUCGGUACUAAAACUCUCGGAGAAUCCUCUCAAAGAAAGAGAUGUCUCCCUGCUGUUAGGUACAGGCUGGCGUUUAGAAACUGUGGACGCAUCUCGUACAGGUUUAGUAAGGGUUCCAGCUGCUCUAACGAGAUCCGUGAGAGCGCUCAGACUCGCCGGUAAUAAGUUAACCACAAUUCGCGGCGGUGACUUGGACAGUUAUCCCCUUUUACGUAUAUUGGAUAUUUCGGAGAAUCGACUGGUUGACAUCGAGGACGAUGCACUCGGCCGUUUAGAAGUUCUCGAAGACUUGGAUAUUUCCGGGAACGUUCUCGUCAAGAUUCCAGGAAGUCUGCCGACCAGCUUGACACAUUUGAAACUCCAACGGAACGCGAUAACAGUUUUGAAAAUAGACGACCUCCAAGGAUUGUAUAAUUUAAAAUGUUUAACGUUGAACGGCAACGAUAUCACCGUGAUUGAGGUAGGAGCACUCGGUCAAUUACCGAUACUGGAAGAGCUGGAUCUAUCGGAUAAUCCCAUUAAAACGUUACCGGCUAAUACCCUAAGUGGUCCAAGCAACAUCGCCAAGCUUCGUAUGUCGGGAUUAACUUCGCUUGAACGGAAGCAAGAGGAACACAGUGACAUGGCAUUUCCAGUACCAACUCCCGAAAGACUCGUAUUUCUCGACGUAUCGAGGAGUCCUGUUCUUGCUAGGCAGCUUUUAGCAGAUGAUGCCGCGUUGUCGGCUUGCAAAAGCUUGAUCGAACUGAAUUUAUCCGAAACCAACGUCACCGGUCUCAGAUUCGAUCUGCCGUAUAUGCUUCCACAAUUGCGCACUCUUGAUCUAGAUGGAAACGAUUGGGAUUGCACAGAAGACCUAUAUUGGCUGGGUGAAUGGCUACGGCAGCACGAACAACUAAAUAAAGGCGUUCAACCAGGUCAAUGCGCGACUCCGCAAGAAUUGUCAGGGUCUCUCCUGUCCGAAUUACCAUCACCGCCGAGUCCUCUUCCUACAACAGUGCCAACCACAACACCCACCGCAUCGACAUUAUCGAUUCUAUCUGGAAUCGAGCGUACAUCUCAUCUUCAUAAAUUAAACGUGUCUUCCAACAUCGUCGAUAUCAAAGGAACCGUGAAUUCUAUCAACGAUACAACAAACCAAUCGACGAACUCGAGCCGCGAGAUCGAUAAUUUCUAUAACGCCACUAACAACAAUUCGACGAAAAGUAAAACGAAAAAUGUCGGGACGACGACGACGUUGCUGGGUAACAAGAGCCGUUCCUACGAAGCGCCGACUUUCUUCAGAAAUGUCACGACGUCGACGACGACGGAGGAACAGAAGGGACGGAAUUUCAGCGAGAAAGUUAUCAAAGUCGAUCAGACCUCCGAGGAGAUUAAAAAUUCAAUUAUAGACGUCGCCAGGCUGUCGUAUCGGAGAACGAACGAGGGCAAACCGUCAAUUAUUAGGAGGGAGGAUGAUUCGGGAACUUUUGAUAAUCGUAUAGACGGUAAGAGGCAGAAGAGCAGAAGACCGAGCAAACUUACCGUAUCAUCGAACAAGAUCACCUCCUCGAAGAUAUCGAAACUUGCCACGGUGAAGGAGGAGGAGGAGGAGGCGGGUGAAAAGAAGACGGCCGAAAAGUACUCGAAGAGACUGAACAAUCUGACAAAAGAGAACUUAGUACUAGGGAAUACUCCUGCUUCAAAUACGAUAGCAGAGGAAUUGAAUAGUCGAGCGACUGAUUCCGACGCGAGAGUCUCCGAGGCUUUAUCCGCUGGUGCUCAUCCUGGAAUGUUGGUGCUGGCUGGUGCUGCUCUUGGUGCCGCAGCUGCGCUCACUGUAGUCUUGUCACGACGAGCCACAGUGCGCCGGAGGGACAGGUAUCAUCGUCACGAGAAUAUCGAAGUGCACACGCUCACUCCGACCACCGAACUUUGGUGA